AAUGAUAUUAUAGUUAUACGUGGCCGCCGCCAUGUUGGUCGGAUGAGUUGGAAGUCCACGCCGAUGACAGAAGUUUAGUCGACUUGCAACAUAUCUAAACUGACUUGAAGCGUUAUACUGCGAAAAAACAGAUAUCAUAAUGGUGCUUUUGGCAGCUGCUGUCUGUAACAAGACAGGCAAGGCCAUAAUCUCCCGUCAGUUUGUGGAGAUGACCAGGUCCAGGAUCGAGGGUCUGCUGGCAGCCUUCCCCAAACUGAUGAAUACAGGGAAACAGCACACCUUUGUGGAGACGGAGAGUGUGCGCUACGUGUACCAGCCCCUGGAGAAACUGUACAUGCUGCUUAUCACCACUAAGGCCAGCAAUAUCCUAGAGGAUCUAGAGACCUUGAGAUUAUUUGCCAGAGUUAUCCCAGAGUACUGCCGAGCCAUGGAGGAGUCAGAGAUAGUUGACCAAGCAUUCCCACUGAUCUUUGCCUUUGAUGAGAUAGUGGCACUGGGAUACAGAGAGAGCGUCAACCUCGCCCAGAUCAGGACCUUUACUGAGAUGGACUCACAUGAAGAGAAGGUGUUCCAGGCUGUCAGACAGACACAAGAAAGAGAAGCCAAGGAACAGAUGCGUAAGAGAGCAAAAGAACUCCAACAACAGAAGAGGGAGAAUACCAAGCGCGGCGGACCAGCAUAUAAAGGGAUUGGAAGCAGCGACUUCCGCUCCAGCUCAUCUGUCAUGGAGACGGCACUUCCAGAACCAACCAAACCUGCCUAUACUCCUCCAGCUCGUCCCUCUGGUACUGGUAAAGCCAUGAAGCUAGGCAGUAAGACUAAAGAUGUGGACAUGUUUGUAGAUCAGCUGAAGUCUGAGGGACAAAAUGUGGUGAGCACUAGUUCAGGUAAACCCUCAGCAGUGUCCAGGGCAGCAGUGCCAGAGGUCAACCAGGAGAGUGUAAACAUCAACGUGGAAGAGAAGAUCAAUUUGACAGCUGGGCGAGACGGAGGUCUACAGAACAUGGAGGUCCACGGUCUGGUCACACUGCGCGUCACAGACGAGAAAUACGGGAGAAUUAAGAUAGCAGUCAAUAAUAGAGACCAAAGGGGGAUCCAAGUACAGACUCAUCCUAAUGUGGAUAAAAAGCGGUUUGCCUCAGAGUCUUGCAUAGCCCUCAAGAACCCAGAUAAGUCAUUCCCUAUGAAGACGGAUGUGGGUGUUCUUAAAUGGAGGUUCCAGACACAAGAUGAGAGCUGUAUGCCUCUAUCUAUAAAUUGUUGGCCAUCAGAGACCAGUAGUGGGUGUGAUGUGAACAUAGAAUAUACACUGGAGCAAGAAGAUAUGGAACUAAAUGAUGUAGUUAUUACCAUACCACUACCCCAUGGUCAGUCUCCAGUGGUCAGUGAUUGUGACGGAGAGUACAAUUUUGACCGGGCAAAGACUCAACUUGAGUGGUCCAUUCCUGUCAUAGACUCUGGUAACAAGACAGGCAGUAUGGAGUUCAGCAUAGGAGGUCAUCCUGAUGACUUCUUUCCAGUCCACGUCUCAUUUGUUUCCAAGAAAUCUUUUUGUGAUAUAGAGUUAAUUGAUGUUCAAAUGGUGGACGAUGGUACGCCCGUCAAAUUCUCCUCACAAGUUCUCUUCUUUGUGGACAAUUAUGAAAUAGUAUAACAGAUGCAUUCAGUAUGCCUCCUGCCAAACGGAUUAAAUCUAGAACAAACUUUAGUUAAUAGUGUUGGAAUAAUUGAAUUCACACUGCCGUGCUGAGAGGAAAAGGCAACUCUAGAAUACACGACCUUGGAUUAUGAGGAAAAAAAUAAGGAAGGGACAAAAUUUGUGAAGUUUUAUGCAGCAGCAGCAGCUAUUCCAUCUUGUUUUCAUAGCAGUCAUACUAUGUUGGAGUUAGAUAAUGUAAACAUGUGGAAAGAUGUCAAGAAUGGCCAACACAUGCUGAAUUAUUUAAUGUUCACAUCUUCAAGUAUCAUUCAUCACAACUGGCUGUCACUAGAAAUCACUUCAUCAUUAAGAUUACAACUACAGGGUUUUGUUUCCAUAGUGAAGGGAGGGGGGGGGAGUGACAAUUGAAACCAGAUUUUUAAAAAAUUAUAUAGUGACAAUGAAGUUGAAAGGGCUAGAGUCUGGGAGAGAAUGGAUCUUUAGAGUUUAGAAUUACCAAUAUGUCAGUGUAAUGAGCAGUUGCCUGGACUUCUGUGCUCACGUUCUGUGAAGAAAAGAUGUAUGUGUAUUGCCAGGUGGAAUAAUGGAAUUACUGUGGCCAUGAAGUGCAGGAAAACUGAGGAUUUUGAAAGUAAAAGUAAUGUGGGGCAUGUUACAUUUGAUCACAGGAAGAAUAUAAGCCUUGGGUAAAGUGUUGUAACAUACAUAUUACAAAAGGACCUGAUUGCCUUGCACUAAAAUUAUUUAUAUUUAUCUUCUUUGUUUUUGCAUUCAUUUAAAAGUCAAGAAAUUUUAAGACGUGGAGUAUUGGAAACACAAUGAAAAUCAUACUGAAUUUUACUGGUUAAGAAAAAAAAACUUGGUUUGCUGUCAAAUUAUAGUGCAGACAUUGAUAAAUGAUGGACAAGAGACCUUUACGUGAUACGGAGAAAGGAGGCCGGCAAGGUGCAGUCUUGUGUGUUUUGGAGCAAAAUGGUGGAACUUGGUUUAGUUUUUUUGCUGCAUCUUUUCUUUAUGCAUUCAAACUUGUAUAUAAGAUGUAUUUGUAUAUUCCAUAUAUUCUGGGGUUAAGGGUUGGUAUGCCCUGAGAAACUGACAAAGUAAAGGCUAUUGUUAACAAAUCGGUGCAAUUAAAAUGCAUGUACUGUAAACUGUC
Lingula anatina is the source of this 2816-nucleotide messenger RNA. Its product is annotated as coatomer subunit delta. Gene Ontology annotation, cellular component: COPI vesicle coat. The record is from RefSeq and is a predicted model, not a curated record. NCBI's taxonomy places the organism in Eukaryota, Metazoa, Brachiopoda, Lingulata, Lingulida, Lingulidae. Gene Ontology annotation, biological process: endoplasmic reticulum to Golgi vesicle-mediated transport; retrograde vesicle-mediated transport, Golgi to endoplasmic reticulum; Golgi localization.